AUGAAGCUCGAGGAAGAAAUAGCAGCGAAGCUGAGGCAAGAAUGUGGACUGCAGCACCUUGCGGACCGCAGACAGCACCAGCUGCUGGAGCUGGAGGGGCAGUGCGCCCAGCAGCAGCUGCGAGUAGAGCAGCUGACGCGCCAAGUAGAGGAGCUCUCGACUCUCUGUAGGCACCUGGAAAUUGACAGAGGCGCUGCGCAUCGAACUGCCCAGGAGGCUCAGACCCUUGCAGCAGAGGCCACCUCUCGCCUCCAGGCGGUGGAAGAUUCUCGUGAUGGAGUUAACGCCGAGCUGGACCGCCUGCGCGCAAAUGAGUCAAUUUGUGUGAAGCAGCUGGAGGCCCUGGAGAAGCAGCAGCAGCAGACAGAAAGAGACUUAGCAGUGGCAGAGGCUGAGAGACAGAGGCAGGCGCAGUACAUCAUCAAGCUGGAUGCAGAGACGGACAGGAUAAAGGAAAAGCUAGACACUACAGCUAGCCAGCUAGCCACGGCGGAGACACAGCUAGCUGCGGCUGUGCGGAGGGAGGAGGAGACGCGCAGAGAAGCAGAACGCGCCAAAAAUAGGGCUGAAGCAGCAGCAGCAGCAGCAGAGACUAGGCAUCAGCAGACGUGUGCGCAGCUGCAGCAGAAGCUAGAGGCGCUCCAGCAGGAAACAGCAGAUGCAGCAGCAACACUCAUAAGGAAAGAGACGCAAAUCGACGAGCUUCUGCUGCAAGUCAGCGGCCUGCAGGGGCAGGUGCAGCAGCAGACAGCGCAGCGGGAGGCCCUGGAGGAAGCAGCAGCAAAGGACAAAGAGCUGCGGCAGCAGCAGCAGGAGCGGCUACUGCAACUGAAGCGCACUGAGGAUGCACUUCGCGCUGCCAAUGCAGAGGCUGAAGCUCAACUAGUUGCUGAAAGGCAUGCCAGAAAAAGAGAUUACGAUUUGCUGCAACAAAUCCUUACUGAAAAGGGAGAGGCGAUACAGCAGCGCGACUUGCUGCAGCGCGAAGCAGCAACAGCAAAGGCUGAGCUUCAGCAGCUGCAACAGCACGCGCAGAUACUGCAGCAGCGCAUAACAGAUGGAGAGACACGUGAACAGAAACUGAGAGAGGAAGCAAGGCAACAACAGCAGCAGCAACUAGAGAGGGAGAGCCAAAACUUGAAGCAGCACUUAGAUGACCGCAGCAAGGUAGAAGACACACUGAGAUUGGCACAGGAAAAGCUUAAAAAUGCUACUCACGAGCUCCUCGAGCAGCAGCAGCAUGCGCGUCAGCUGCAGCAGCUGCUGGAACAGGAGCAGGAGCAGCAUCGGCAAGCACAGGCCAAAGCAGCCCAGCUGCAGCAGCAAUUGCAGCAGCAAGAGCUGCAGAAACAGCAAGAGAUGCGCCAACAAGAGCUUCAGAAGCAGCAGGAGCUGCAGCAGCAGCAACGCGAGGCAAUGCAACAACAGCAACAGCUGCAGCAGCAGCUGCACAAACAGCAGCUGGAGGCACAGCAACAAAUUGACAAGGUAGAGCAACAGCUGGCCAGUGAAAAGCAGAAGACCAAAACUGCCGAGGCAGCCUUGACAGCGCUGCAGCACGAAAAGGCAGCAGAGAGCAACGCAGCAGCAGCAGCAGCAGAGGAAGCGCAGCAGCAGCAGAAAGCAGCAGCAGAAGAAGCCAAAGCCAUGGGAACAGAAGUACAGCAGCUCAAGGAUACGGUCUCUUCUUUGAAGAAACGCCUCACGCAAUUACAGGGGGAGAGAGAUGCGGCCGACAAGAAGCUGAAGGAAGUGGAAGAGCAGCAGGAGCAACUGCAGCAGCAGAAACAGCAGCUCCAGCAAGAGCUUCAGCAGCAGCAGGAGCAGGCUACAAACGCGAAGGAGGAACUAAAGAAGCAUAAAGAUGCUGCAAAUAAGGACGCGGAAAAGCGUGAGAAGGAGCGCAAGGAAUUGCAACAGCAGGUGCAGCAGCUGCAGCAGCAACAGCAGCAGCUGCAGGAGCAAGCCUCACAAGCAACUACCAAGGCAACAUCUUCCAGUGAAAUUUUGAAGACAGAAGCUGCCGCGAAGGCUGAGCUGCAGCAGCAGCUGAAGCAGCAGACAGCAGAGAAGGAGAACCUGCAAAAAAAGCUAGCUGAGGUGCAGCAGCAGCUCAAGCAACAGCAGCAGCAACUGCAGGAGGCCAAGGAAGCUGCUGCCACAGCCGCAGCAAGCGCAGCAGCAGCAGCAGCAACAGCAGCUGCAGGGAAGCAGCAACAACAGCAAAAGAAAGAGGGGGAGUCCUCAGACAACCAACAGGAUGCGGAGGAAGCAGCAGCAGUAGCAGCAGCAAUGGCAGCAGAGGACAUAAAGGGUCUUAGCCAAAUAAUAGAAAAAAAGAACGAAAGAUUCAGACAAGCAAGGGAUAGGCAUAUGGAGGUGGUGGAGAGAUACAACAAACUUGUGCAGAAAUACAAUACUCUUCUAGAUGAUCUUGAAAAGUUCAUCAGGGACCCUAAUGUCAGGUCUCCCACCAUAGACCGCGUGUGGACUUCAAUAUACAAAACAAACAAAUCAGAAGGAUGGAACGCUGGUUUGCUGCAGGCGGCCUCAGGCACCUUUUCCUGGAGUGUCAAGGGAUCUUCUCAAGACAAGACUCCCAAGGAAAGUUCCAAGAAAGAUUCCCAAGUGGAUUCAAAGGAAAGCCCCCAAGAAACCCCUAAGGGGGACAACAAAGACAAGAGAAAAGAAAAGGCUUCGAAGGAAGACUCCACGGGGACCCUCAAAAGGGCCCUUUCGAAAAGUUCGCGCCCGCCGCCGCGCCGCAGCGGAGCCUUUCCUUCUUCCGAAGACGACAAGGGCAAGAAGUCUGAAGCAGCAGCAGCAGCAGAAGCAGCAGCAGCAGAUGCAUCGAAGGAGCCAGACACUCCCCGCAGCGGGGCCUCAACUCCCCCAGAAGAACAAACCGGAGGAGGCGGCUGGUUCUCAGGGUGGUUCUAG
Messenger RNA from Eimeria tenella, 2940 nucleotides. RefSeq lists its product as uncharacterized. The transcript is spliced from 5 exons. Bases 1 to 2940 code for a protein of 979 amino acids. Lineage: Eukaryota; Apicomplexa; Conoidasida; Eucoccidiorida; Eimeriidae. The record is from RefSeq and is a predicted model, not a curated record.